ACGCUGCACGCUAAAGUUGCGCAUUCAUUCUUCGACACCGUGUGAAACGUAGUGCUUUUGUUCCCAUACAUCGUGCGGAAACAUCGUCAAGCCAUGGAAAUCAUCCACGUGUCAAAAAACCAAGAACUAAGGAUACUCAAACCCCGAAGAUCCCUCGAAAACAACAACAACCUCCAACAAGUAAACUCCGUCAAAAAAUGCCUUUUCGGCGUUCCCGACGCCCAAGACAUCGAAGCCUUCCUCAAAGAGCAAAUCAAAGAAGACUGGGAAAGAAUCCAAAAUCGCUUCGGCAUCAACAUCGAGGACGUCGAAAACAUGGAAAACGAAAGACUGCAAGCCCUCACGCCCAAAAAACGCAAAACCGAAUCGAGUAAAAGCAAAAGGACCAACAACUCAAAAAGACGGCGACUGUUCCAGCAACCCUACAGCACCGACAGGAAAAUCACAGAUUUCUAUCAGGUCAGGAAGGCCACGCAUCCUGAGAAGAAAGACACGAAUCAAUAACCUGUAGGUGCAUUAGGAUAGUUGUGAUUAUUGAAGACUUAUUUUAUUAUGUAUAUAUUACAUAAUUGUGAUUUUCUUAUUGUUAUUUACCAUGCAGCAUUUAAUCCAAAGCUCCUUAGGUAGAUAUAGAGGUAUUGCCGUUUUAGUCUAGUCCAUCAACAAUUGGGUCAUCACAUUGUAAAUUUUCUUAUCUUAUUAUCAUAAAAAUUUUGUAUAUAGAAAUAAAAUUAUUUAUUAUGAUAA
Zophobas morio is the source of this 747-nucleotide messenger RNA. RefSeq lists its product as uncharacterized. Lineage: Eukaryota; Metazoa; Arthropoda; Insecta; Coleoptera; Tenebrionidae. The coding region runs from base 94 to 504 and encodes 136 amino acids. The record is from RefSeq and is a predicted model, not a curated record. The transcript is spliced from 2 exons.